AUUUAAAUGACUCAAGAAUUUUCUUUCCAAAGAAUAUCUACUUCGUAAAUGUAAACAGUUGAAUUGAAAAAAAAGUAUAUUCUCCAAAAGAUUUUAGGCUAUGGUCAAUAUGGGUAUGUUUUUAUUCUUAUUCUCAGAACUGUAUAUAAAGGUGUAAAUUAACGCACCCAAGAAACAGUUGCUAUCAAAGAAUUGCGCCAUAGCUAUAAGGAUUAAGGGGUUUGCUAUAUUAUUUAAUUCAAGAUUAAUGUACAGGCCUUAAGAGAAAUUGAAAUACUUAAAUCCAUCUAAUGCCAACAGAUUGUCUCCUUUAAAGAUUUAGCUUGUGGAGAGAAUAGAACUUUUAUAAUUAUGGAAUAUAUGGAAGAGGACUUACUUACAGCCUUAAAAAGAGAUACCUUCUCCGAACAAUAGGCCAAAAUGAUCAUGUUAUAAGUGCUUCAAGGUUUGGCCUACCUACACAACAAAGGAAUCAUCCAUAGAGAUAUCAAACGUAUGAUCUUAUUUAACAUUUUCAGCUAACAAUAUUUUAAAUAAAAAUUUGGAAAUCAAAAUUUGUGAUUUGGGAAUGGCUCAGAAUUUAAAAAAACUCAAGCCACAAACACCCCGAAUUCAAAAUCAUUCCUACAGGGCUCCAGAAGUGUUCCUUGGUUUAUUAAAUGACUAAUAUUAGGUUAAAAAUAUUGCUCUAAGGUUGAUGUUUGGUCUGCAGGUGUGCUAUUUAUUUAAUUGCUCUUUAAAAGCAAUCCUUUCUAAGGGUCAUCUGAACACUCAUGCUUUCAAUAAAUCCUUAAAUACUGUGGAACUCCCUAGGAAGGUAUUUUUCUUAAAGAUAACAUAGAAAAUUGGAACGGAGUGACUUCGCUCAUAAAUUACUCUACUCUCAUAAAAGAAGAUCCACAACCAAGAAUACUUUAAACCUUACUUGAGAAAAAAAUGUCUCCAUUACUAAUCAAUCUUAUUGAUUCCAUGCUUACUCUUGAUCCUUCUUAAAGAAUAACUGCUUAGGAUGCUCUUUAGCAUCCUUAUUUUUGUGGAAUGAAUAUUGAAAGGUAUUUUAUCUUAAUUAAUCCUUAUUACACAGAUGCCUUAAUAAAAUAAAUGCUAGCCGAAAAAAAGGCAAAGCUGAAUAAUAAACUAAAACAGAUGUCCUUAACUAUCCUAAUGGAAACAAAAUCAUUGUAGUUUCGUAAAUCUUCCAAAAAAGCUAAAAUUGCUUUUGAUUACUCAUUAAUUUUGUUUUCUCUUAACUCUGUUUAUUAAAUUAUUAUAAGUUUUCCAUAAGUUUUUCAUAAUUUAUAAUAACAAAAAUAGAAUUUGUCUACAACAUCAAGAAAUCAGAUUUAAAGACUCUAUGUAAUUGAUUUAAAUCAUAAAAUUGAUAUAAAAGAGUACAAUCUAGAAUAAUCGAUAGUAUUGGCAUUUCUUGAGAAUUUAUCGACUCUAAAUUGUUAAUAUUGCAUCUUCCAUUAAUGA
Molecule: messenger RNA, 1476 nt
Organism: Paramecium octaurelia
Lineage: Eukaryota; Ciliophora; Oligohymenophorea; Peniculida; Parameciidae
Source: the annotation of a GenBank genome assembly